AAUUCUUCUAACUUGGGAAAAAAGUUUGAACGACAAUGGAAAUCGAUGCUCCGAAGCAACAAGAGUCGAAGCAGAUCAGAGACGAAGAGCUAUUCAAAGCAGCGGAAUGGGGUGAUUCAUCGUUGUUCAUGUCAUUAUCUCAAGAACAGCUCUCUAAAUCUCUCAAUUUCACAAACGAAGAUGGUCGCUCUCUCCUCCAUGUCGCUGCUUCCUUCGGUCAUUCUCAAAUAGUUAAGUUGAUAACAAGUUCAGAUGAAGCAAAGACUGUAAUCAAUAGCAAGGAUGAUGAAGGUUGGGCUCCUUUGCAUUCUGCUGCUAGCAGCGGUAAUGCUGAGCUCGUUGAGUUGCUUUUGACCAGAGGUGCUGAUGUCAAUGCCAAAAACAACGGUGGUCGCACUGCUCUUCACUAUGCUGCUAGCAAAGGCUGGUUGGAGAUUGCUCAGCUUUUAUUAACACACGGUGCAAAGAUUAACAUCACAGACAAGGUUGGUUGUACGCCGCUUCAUAGAGCAGCAAGCGUGGGAAAGUUAGAAGUUUGUGAAUUUCUUAUUGAAGAAGGUGCAGAGAUCGACGCUACGGAUAAAAUGGGCCAAACUGCACUCAUGCAUUCAGUCAUCUGCGAUGACAAACAGGUUGCGUUCCUGCUUAUAAGACAUGGUGCAGAUGUGGAUGUAGAAGACAAAGAAGGUUACACUGUUCUAGGCCGAGCUACCAACGAAUUCCGACCUGCACUUAUCGAUGCUGCAAAGGCCAUGCUUGAAGGAUAAAAUGACUCUGAAUUGCUUUAAAACUCACGAGUCUUGUUUUGUUUAAACUCUUUGUUCUUUCAAUAUCAGGAAAUAAUAAAAGGAUUGUUCUUUU
Messenger RNA from Arabidopsis arenosa, 861 nucleotides. Lineage: Eukaryota; Viridiplantae; Streptophyta; Magnoliopsida; Brassicales; Brassicaceae. The record is from the annotation of a GenBank genome assembly.